Messenger RNA from Periophthalmus magnuspinnatus, 3801 nucleotides. RefSeq names its product homer scaffold protein 1b (gene homer1b). Gene Ontology annotation, biological process: regulation of store-operated calcium entry; G protein-coupled glutamate receptor signaling pathway. The record is from RefSeq and is a predicted model, not a curated record. The transcript is spliced from 9 exons. Lineage: Eukaryota; Metazoa; Chordata; Actinopteri; Gobiiformes; Gobiidae. Gene Ontology annotation, molecular function: G protein-coupled glutamate receptor binding. Gene Ontology annotation, cellular component: cytoplasm; postsynaptic density; plasma membrane. Bases 649 to 1725 code for a protein of 358 amino acids.
GGGGUUUGUGGAUAGGUGGAUCAAUGCGCCACCAGCCCAGAACUGGAGAAAGAGCCUAUUCGUACAGAGCAUAGGGUACCAAUUGUUGUCCAUUUAAAAGGGCUGAAAAUUAGACGUGUUUGAUAGAUUUUGUGUAGAAUAGUCUGGAGGAGAGAGGAGAGUGGGGGUGUAGCCUUUGAGCCUAUGGUAAUAAGAGAGAGAGGCACCGCGCGGCUGAGGGUGGAUAGUGUAAUGCUGAGCUACAGCUUACUGGCAAAACGAAGGUUGUCUUUUCAGCUGAGAGCCAGCAGCGUCUUCUCCACCCUUCCUCCAUGGUGCUUCUGUGAUUAACACAUAGCUGCCUACAGCCACUGGACCUUGCGCCUCUAGUGACGCUCCAUCCUCAGCCUACGCGCUCAAAGAGACAGCCGCGUCAAAGGAGCUGGUGUCUGUCCGUGCCAUGUGCCGAGCUACACGGAUGUGUGAAUUCAUGCGGUGACAGCGGAGGGGAAUGGAGAAGUUGCCAUCAAAUUCCUGCAGACGCACCGACGGUGGCAGCGGAGAGCCUGUCAACUGAAGAUCAGCGGCCAACGCAACACAGCCGGUUAUAACAGGGCGCCAAGGAACGAAAUCAGUGGUCAGGUGUCACCUUCCAUUUCAACCACAACGAUGGGGGAGCAGCCCAUCUACAGCACACGGGCGCAUGUCUUCCAGAUCGACCCAAACACCAAGAAGAACUGGCUGCCCACGAGUAAACACGCAGUCACCGUCUCCUACUUCUACGACAGCACCAGAAAUGUCUACCGCAUCAUUAGCCUGGACGGUACUAAGGCAAUAAUCAACAGCACGAUCAGCCCCAACAUGACGUUCACCAAGACCUCACAGAAGUUUGGCCAGUGGGCGGACAGUCGUGCCAACACGGUCUAUGGCCUGGGAUUCUCCACAGAGCAUCAUCUAUCCAAGUUUGCUGAAAAGUUUGCAGAGUACAAAGAAGCAGCUCGACUUGCAAAAGAGAAGAGUCAAGAAAAGAUGGAAAUGGCAACAUCUCCUUCGCAGGAGUCUCCUGCGGGUGAGCUCACUUCACCUUUGACCCCUGUGACCCCUCCGAUGGAAACCUUGAACGGCACAGAUGAGAUCUGUGACACCACUCCAAACUCGGACAGCCGCCCUGAGCCAGCGCAGAAUGCUCUGGCUUUUGCACACAGCCCUGCCAUGACGAAGCACUGGGAAGCCGAACUGGAGGCGCUAAAGGGAAACAACGCUAAACUCACGGCUGCGCUGCUCGAGUCCACAGCCAACGUCAAACAGUGGAAGCAACAACUGGCCGCGUACCAGGAGGAGGCAGAGAGACUACACAAACGGGUAACAGAGCUUGAAUGUCAAAGCAACCAAACACCUGUGAUCAAAUCCCAGAAGACUGAACUGAACCAAACCAUAGAAGAAUUAGAGGCCACACUAAGGGACAAAGAAGAGGAAAUGGAAAAGCUAAAAGAAGAACUUGAAAACAUGAAUGAUCUUAUGGAGCAGAAAGACACCCUCACUCAGAAACUCGAGGAAACAGAGCUGCGCAGUCGAGUUCUGGAGGAGCAGUUGGCUGGAGCUGAGCAGCGAUUGGAGGAGAACCAGGAAGAGCAGGAGAACUUCAGGAAGAGCCUGAGGACGCUGCUGGAGCUUCUGGACGGGAAGAUCUUUGAGCUGACGGAGCUGAGAGACACUCUGGCACGACUCAUAGAGGAGGCCAGCUAGAAAACUGCUGCCUAACACUAUACAGACAGAAACAGCCAUACGAUUAUACACAUAAACCCUGGUAACUACCCCAAACACCUAAAUACACUGCCCUGGUUCAUAUAGCGAUUGAAAUGGGUAGUACUUUGUUUUUUAAUGAACAUAUAGGUAGCUUUAGACAUCACCUCAUUACUGCCUUCUCAUUGGCUAUAGGGUGGGUGUAACCAUGAUUUUAAUUGAUCUUGAAUGUCACACUUGAACGUGGAUGGCUGAGUUGGUUCACAUUAUUUCCUACAGAGAUUUCAUUUGAGAACUGUGCCUAUGUGCCAUCUGCUGUUUGUUUGGGAGAGCAGCACGACCGCUUACCCCGGUUUUCUUCCCCAUCAAAGGGAUUUGUCCCAAGUCAAAAUGGAAAUAAUUGCAGUUAAAAUUCAAUGGACUGUACCAAAGCUGCAGAAUCCUCCCAAAUAUUGUCAUCUUGCAAGCAGAUUCUGCAAUCCAAAGUGACUUGACUUUACAAAGCGGAGUACUGGACAGUUUGAGAAGCCAGCCAGGAGGACACACGAAGCUGCUGGGAAGUAGUGUUUUGACAUUACUAGACAAACUGUAAUGUACAUCUAAUAUGGAGUUUGACGGAGGCAUUGGUCACAUCACACAUACAUUUUCAAGUGGCAUGCUGUAGAUUUGACUAUCCAGACGGCUUCCACAGCUAUCACAGACGACUGAGCUGUCUUCCUGCCAAACUCAGUGUGGUGUGUUAAAAAAGAAAACAAAAAAACAAGGCCUUUUUGACAUAAUUUUAAAGUGUGCCUUGGAAGCACAUGUAAGUGGACUUGUUUGUAUAUAAUGUAGUGUGGCUGUGAAGUGUGUUUUUGUGCCGUCAAGACAAGAUCAAGGCCUGUACUUUCACACACACUCCAUGCACUGAGCAAUAUCGGACAAGCUCUCCUAUAUCUAUCUAACACUAUCAGGUAUACUACUCAGCGAACUCAUGUUGUAGAUAUUUCUUAUUUAGGUUCCACUCAGAUCUGACCCCUCGCCCUUCCUAUCUAUCGUCCAAUUGAAAGUGUACUACUGUUGACCGCUAUCCUGUGUGGCAGCCCCGAGCGGUCCAAGCGAAUGUGAAGGGCUUAAAGAGCGUCAUCUUUGCCUCCACACCGCCCAGAUAAUUCACACACGCGUACAUACAAUUGUACUUUUAUUUCUUAUUUGUUUUUUACACUGACUAUAAUUAUAAUAUAGUGGACUAAUACAUCACUAUCGGACACUUUUUACUCAUGUUGUAAAUGAAUUGAGGAAAAAUGGCAAUUGUGUUAACUGGAUUUAGCAUUACAUGUUUGUAAUGACAAUGUAAGGGCAAGAUCUGUGUAAAAGUCCUUAACACAAAUUUUCAGUGUUAACAUUGGAAUCAAGGUGAAAAUCUGUAAUUUUGUACUCACUCUCCUUGAAUCCUAAUUAAAUGCCCCCUUGCCCUCAUUUAUGAGUUAAGCCCAAUAAGCCUGAACAAGUCCAGUUUUUACUUUUUACUGACUAUUAACUUAUAAAAAUACCUUAAAAAUAUUGUGGUAUCCACUGUAAAAUGUAAGCAACUGUAAGGGUGGCACAUGUUUCCAGAUGAUAAAAAGAUAAACAAAAUGAAAUGUUCUCACAAUAAAAUAUUUAUUCUUUAACAGUCGAAUGGCAAAGAUGGGAUACCCUAUUAUAAAUGCUCUUGUUAAUGAAUGCCUUUGUACAGUAGUGAAUAAGCUUUUCAUUCUCCUGUUUUGUAACUGAUGGUAUUCAAUGUAGGUAUCAUUAUUAUUAUUAUUAUGAUUAUGAUUAUUAUUAAUAUUGUAUUUAGAGGUAUGAAAAGACUGCAAUAUUUUUGACUAUUUAAAGUAAUUUUGAACUAUUUAAAGAGGUACCUCAGGCUAUGAUGAUGUAAGAUGGGUGGGACGUGCGUUUGCAGGUGAAUGGACAUAACGCUGGUGCUUCAGCCAAACUAAAUUCUUUGUUGAGCUCAGACAAAGACAAUGCCUACAAUUGGGCUGUGUACGCUCUUCUGUGAACUAUAUGAAAUGCUAUGUUUUAUAUUCAAAUACAAACCACAGAAUUAAG